This is a messenger RNA of Castor canadensis (American beaver), 3121 nucleotides long. Lineage: Eukaryota; Metazoa; Chordata; Mammalia; Rodentia; Castoridae. The record is from RefSeq and is a predicted model, not a curated record.
UGCAGGUGCCCACUGCAAAACCCAGUACUGCUGAUGCCCUCAGUUUGGCUACCACAUAGCCUGCCAGGAAUCCCUUGAGGAAUGGGGAGGACAAGAGUGAGCCAUCCUGCAAAGAAAAAUGCAGAAGGAAACUCAGGUAGGCUCUCCUUCUCUGCCCAGGAACUACUCAAGCUGGUCUUGGAGCCUCUACCACCACUUCCUCACUGUGGACAACUGUGGUAUUUUCUCCAAAGAUUUUCUCAAGGGUCUGGAGCUAGUGAAAGCUUAGGAGUUCUGAUCAUACAAUAUUAGAAUCCUGAGUUCAGAAGGCUCCAACCACAGAAUCCUACUAUCAGAGGCCUGAGAGGCCCUGAGGAACCUGAGCCCUGCCUUCUUCUCCAAUCUCAUUUUCUAGCUGCAGACAAAUUGACUUCCUCUCUCCCCUCAAUUUCAUAACACUAUUUCUCAUCACAAAGGCUUUGUGCAUGCUGUUCCAUCUGCCUGGAAUGUUCACUCCUCCCCACUUCACCUAGUUAACACCUACUUAAAAUCUCAGUUCAAGUGCUAUUUUCUCAGGGAAACUUCCCUUGGAGUGACUAAGAACAGGCCCUCAAUGUCCAUUUGCUAAAUAAAUCUCUACCACCUAGCCAACAUUCUCAAGGACAAGUUGGCAGUGAAACCUAAGGCAAAGGGUAGGAGGGCAGUCCCUACCUGGCUCACACCACUGUUGACUUCGUCUUCCACGCGCUGCUGUAGACGCUCCAACUGGUUCUUGAGAAAUGCCAAGUCCUUAAGCUUGGGCAGAGAAUCCUAGGACAAGGGAGAGGCUGGCUCCAGCAGACUUGACCUAGUCCCAUCCCCUACUCAAUUCUAUCAGAGGCUUGGAGUUGGGGGGAAUGGAGUGAGCCAGAGGAAUCUCUUCCUAGAAAACCUUCCUGAGAUGGCAGUAGUAAAGUAAGAAACACAUUGAAAAGCACAGAAUUCAUAUGGGGGCCAGGGAGGAGGAGACAGAUGUAAACUGCAUCAAUUACUUUUAACAACCGCUAUAGCAAUCUUAUAUGGCAAGCAGCGUGUAGGGGAGAAACCUUCAAUUAGUUCUAUGCGGGAAGAACUAUGCGCUCCAUGAAAAUAAUCAUCAGUCUGUCUUGACGCUUGUGUCCCCGUGCCAGGGACCAGGAGGUACUUGGUAAAUGUUGCGGGUUGAUGCUGGGCUUCCAGACUAACAGUAAUGGAUUGAGGCGGCUCCUUGGACAAUUUGAGGGUGAACCUGACUUCUGCCUGGGCUGGCUUGUCCCCUUUAUGCCCGAGGCCAUCCCAAACCGAAUGGGAAUGCCUAGAUGUAUGAGGGAAUGACUGUAGGCAAGAGUGCGAAAAAGUGACUGAUUCUGAACGCAGUAAGUAUGAAAUUCAGUACGGGAGAGCAAGGAAGUGUUUGAAUGAGGGUAAUGUUGGUAUGCGGGUGAACUGGAAACGCUGUCUUUGAAAGGGAAAUUUCGGGGGUUAGGGAAAGGACCAGAAUGACGAGAAUUUCAGAGUGGAUGUAUUUGAAUGUGUGCUAGGAACUGGACGUCGUGAUGGUUGAUCCCCGAGAGGGUACAUCUGGAGAAUCCCUGGCUCCACCCGCCUCGCCUAAAGCUCCCCUCAUGCCAUCUCUCACUGUUGAGUAUGCUCCCCCUCUUCAAUCUCUUGUUCCUAUAGAUGACUUGUGGGGGGACCAAAGUCUGGAGGGGGAGCCAGGCCUACCCCCUGGCUGGAGGAAGAUCCGCGAUGCUGCAGGUACAUACUAUUGGCAUGUACCCAGCGGUAGCACCCAGUGGCAGCGCCCAACCUGGGAACUAGGAGAUGCAGAAGAUACAGGCACGGGGAUGGAGGGGAUUUGGGAACUGCGGCCCCCAAAGGGAAGAUCCUUUUCCAGCCUGGAGAGCUCACUGGACCGGAGUAACUCUCUGACCUGGUAUGGUGAGGAAUCCUACAUCCAGAAUUUGGAGCCAGGGGCUAAGUGCUUUGCAGUCCACUCUCUGGGCUGGGUAGAGGUGCCUGAAGAGGACCUGGCACCAGGGAAAAGCAGUAUCGCAGUCAAUAACUGUAUCCAGCAGCUGGCUCGGACCCACAACCGGAACCAGCCUCCAGACAGUGCUUGGGGUGAGGGCCAGAACAUGCUGAUGAUCCUGAAGAAGGAUGCGAUGAGCCUGGUGAAUCCCUUGGACCACAGUCUGAUCCACUGUCAACCUCUGGUGCACAUUCGUGUAUGGGGCGUGGGCAGCUCCAAGGGCCGUGACAGGGACUUUGCUUUUGUGGCGGGUGACAAAGACAGCUGUAUGCUCAAGUGCCAUGUGUUUCGCUGUGAUGUUCCUGCCAAGGCAAUUGCAAGUGCCCUACAUGAGCUUUGUGCCCAGAUCUUGUCAGAGCGAGUAGGGGUCAGUGCUGAUGCCACUUGCUGCUCCCCAGACCCUAUUUCUCCUGAAGACCUUCCUAGGCAAGUGGAGUUGCUGGAUGCAGUGAGCCAGGCUGCUCAGAAGUAUGAGGCGCUGUACAUGGGGACCCUGCCAGUCACCAAAGCUAUGGGCAUGGAUGUGCUGAAUGAGGCCAUUGGUACACUCACCACCCGGGAGGACCAGAACACCUGGGUCCCCACCAUGCUCAGCGUGUCUGACUCUCUCAUGACUGCACAUCCCAUUCAGGCCUGGUGUGGUCAGGCAGAGGCUGGUGCAGAGGAGGAACCAUUGUGGCAAUGCCCUGUGCGCCUUGUGACCUUUAUUGGUGUUGGCCAUGACCCACACACCUUCGGCCUCAUCGUCGAUCUUGGCCGUCAGAGCUUCCAGUGUGCGGCCUUCUGGUGCCAGCCCCAUGCUGGGGGACUCUCUGAAGCUGUGCAAGCUGCCUGUAUGGUUCAGUACCAGAAGUGUCUUGUGGCCUCUGCAGCUCGAGGCAAGGCCUGGGGUGCCCAGGCCCGUGCCCGCCUGCGCCUCAAGCGGACCAGCUCCAUGGACUCCCCAGGAGGUCCCCUGCCUCUUCCCCUACUCAAAGGAGGGAUUGGGGGUGCAGGAGCCACCCCUAGAAAGCGGGGUGUCUUCUCUUUUCUUGAUGCCUUCCGGCUGAAACCCUCUCUGCUCCAUAUGCCCUAAAAUGAUCUUAAGAGGGC